AUGAAUGAGGAGAUAAUGAAGAUAAAUCAGAUGCAAAGAAAGCAAAAUCAGGUUCUGAUUGGAAGAUGGAAUGCUGCUAAUGAAGAUAGAAUUACAAGUGCUGAGAACGAAAAGAAGAUGAGAAGGGAAUCGAUGCUAGAGUAUGAUGAUGAUCAAGAACUUUAUAUAAGAAUGUCAACCUCUCAGUUAACAGAAAGCCAAUUCAGCUUCAACAAGAAUAAGGGAGUACUCGCGGUGGUGCUGUCAGUUUCGAUAGCUGCACUACUUUUGUCUGCUGUAGCAUAUGCAUGUAGAAAGAAAGUGAAGAGGCUUAAUAAAAAGGGACGAGGAAGCAGGGCACCUACUCUUGAUAAAGAUCAUACGAGUGUUCAGAUGGAAAGCCUUGAUGAGCUACCUUUUUUUAGCCUGCAUAAAAUAGCCGAGGCCACCAAUAACUUUAACAUUGAUAAUAAGAUCGGAGAAGGUGGUUUUGGUCCAGUUUACAAGGGUGUGCUGGAAAACGGACGAGUAAUCGCUGUAAAGCGUCUCUCAGAAACAUCACAUCAAGGACUUGAUGAGUUCCAAAAUGAAGUCAUUUGUAUUGCCAAACUUCAGCAUCAGAAUCUUGUGAAGCUCCUUGGAUAUUGCAUUCAUGGAAAUGAAAGGAUUCUAAUUUAUGAGUACAUGGAAAACAAAAGCUUGGACUCAUUUUUAUUUGAUGAAACCAAAGGUUCAAUGCUUGACUGGCCUCGGCGCUUUCGCAUUAUCCAUGGUAAUAUCUUGCUGGACAGUGAAAUGAAUCCAAAAAUAUCAGACUUUGGCCUUGCUCGAAAGUUUGUAGGACAGGAUGCCAUGGCUAGGACAAAGAAGGUGGUUGAAACACAUGGUUACAUUUCUCCUGAGUAUGCAGUACAUGGCCGUUUCUCUAUAAAGUCGGAUGUAUUUAUAUCAGUCAAAUGUAAUUUUCCCCCACCUACUGUGCCAUGUACCUUGUGUGUGCCACUGGCCCCCACACCUCCCUCUAAUCCUCAACCGCCCCCACCUAUCAGUACGCCUUCGCCCCAACCUGAUGACACCAACUUCAUCAGCUCACCCCAAUCGACUUCAUCUGAAGACAGCCUUCCGGACAAUCCUCAUCCAAGCUCGUCAUCCUCUCCAACUUCACCUCAUAGCCCUCCUUCACCUCCUACCCAUGGGCAUCCCAUGAUCACUCGAGCCAAGGCCGGAAUUUUUAGACCUAAUCAUCGUGCAGACAUCUCCUAUGUGCAUGAUCAACCGUUACCCUCGGCUCUCUUUGCCUCUCGGGAUCCCACACACCAUUCCAAAGCCAUGGGCACCACCGAGUGGUUACGGGCCAUGCAAUCUGAAAUCUUUGGUGUUGUUGUGCUGGAGAUUGUGAGUGGGAAGAAAAACAGAGGGUUCUCUCAUGAGGCUCACAGUGAUAACCUUCUUGGACAUAAUCUCCUCACUAUCUUCUCCAUUAACAACGACCAUGGAGAUCAACGUCAUCCUUACCUUUACUUACAGCUAACCCAUUCACCAUUACCUUUCCGCCAUCAAACCCCCACACCAACAAUGGAGUUGCUCAUGACAUUCUCCCUUCUCUUUCUUCAACGCCACCUCCAUAUUCAAACACGGAUCUGA
Molecule: messenger RNA, 1623 nt
Organism: Lactuca virosa
Lineage: Eukaryota; Viridiplantae; Streptophyta; Magnoliopsida; Asterales; Asteraceae
Source: the annotation of a GenBank genome assembly